Cinclus cinclus is the source of this 1153-nucleotide messenger RNA. RefSeq names its product RNA terminal phosphate cyclase like 1 (gene RCL1). Gene Ontology annotation, cellular component: nucleolus. Lineage: Eukaryota; Metazoa; Chordata; Aves; Passeriformes; Cinclidae. The coding region runs from base 1 to 1134 and encodes 377 amino acids. Gene Ontology annotation, biological process: ribosome biogenesis; endonucleolytic cleavage of tricistronic rRNA transcript (SSU-rRNA, 5.8S rRNA, LSU-rRNA). Gene Ontology annotation, molecular function: RNA endonuclease activity. The record is from RefSeq and is a predicted model, not a curated record. The transcript has 9 exons.
AUGGCGGGCGGCGCGGCGGGCGAGGCGCAGUGCCUCAGCUACACGGGAUGCAACUUCCUGCGGCAGCGCCUGGUGCUGGCCACUCUCAGCGGGCGGCCGCUGAAGAUCCGCAAGAUCCGUGCCAAGGAGGAGGACCCCGGCCUCCGCGAUUUUGAAGCAAGUUUUAUUCGUUUGAUUGACAAAGUGACUAAUGGCUCACGGAUUGAAAUAAACCAAACAGGUACUACCUUGUAUUAUCAACCUGGUCUCCUGUAUGGAGGCUCUCUGGAACAUGACUGCAGCCCCAGUCGUGGUAUUGGCUACUAUUUGGAAAGUCUGCUCUGCUUGGCACCUUUCAUGAAGCAUCCAUUGAAGAUUGUCUUGAGGGGAGUAACAAAUGAUCAAGUAGAUCCUUCGGUUGAUGUCCUUAAGGCAACAGCUCUACCCCUUCUGAAGAAGUUUGGAAUUGAUGGUGAAAGUCUGGAAAUCAAGAUCAACCGAAGAGGAAUGCCUCCCAAAGGGGGUGGAGAGAUACUGUUUGCUUGCCCAGUGAGAAAGGUCUUGCAGCCUGUUCAGUUCACAGACCCUGGAAAAAUCAAGCGCAUCAGAGGAACUGCAUACUCUGUCCGAGUGUCACCACAGAUGGCAAACAGAAUGGUGGAAUCUGCAAGGGGCAUCCUGAAUAAAUUCCUCCCAGACAUCUAUAUCUACACAGAUCAUAUGAAGGGGGUCUGCUCUGGAAAAUCACCAGGUUUUGGCAUGUGCCUUACUGCAGAAACCAUCAAUGGCACUAUUCUCAGUGCUGAGCUAGCCUCAAACCCUCAGGGCCAGGGACCAGCUGUGCUUCCUGAGGAACUGGGCCAGAAUUGUGCUAAGCUGCUUCUUGAGGAGAUCUACAGAGGAGGCUGUGUAGAUUCAACAAAUCAGAGCCUUGCUCUGCUCCUUAUGACCCUUGGACAGCGGGAUGUUUCCAAAGUCCUGUUGGGACCUCUGUCUCCAUACACAAUUGAGUUUCUGCGACACCUCAGAAGCUUCUUCCAGAUCAUGUUUAAAAUUGAAACAAAGACCACUGAGGAAGAGCACAUGGGAGGAGAGAAAGUCUUAAUGACAUGUGUUGGUAUUGGAUUUUGCAACCUCAGUAAAACUAUGAGAUAAAAAACAUCUACAGACUUGG